AUCCCAGUGCAGGAGGCGGGGUCAUGGCGCAUGUUUGUGGCGUCAUCACCAAGCGGCGGUGUUUUGGUUUGUUCGUGUUACGGGUUGUUUUACAAUCAGGGUACAAAGUUUGUGUCACAGGGGUCCCAAAUUCAACUUGACUCAAACUGGUUCUUGUACCAGUUUUUAAGUGAAGGACAAGUUAAAGAACAGAUUUCAGUCGCUGCAGUCAGUCAGUCCUGUGAGGCGAUGCUGUGUGUUUGUGGAGAUGAUGGACGCGGUUCUUUAUAGUCCUUGAUUCACGAAGAGCAGCUUCACUGCAGCAACCCUGAGGGCUUUGACAGUAGAGGGCAGUGCAGCAACAGGAGGAAGGACCAGGAUGUUGAGGAGCCAUUUUGAAAAAAUCACUGGUGCAUGAACGUUGGGAUCCAGGAUACCGAUCAGAGAUGGUCCUGUCGUUGGUGUACCUGUGUGCACGUGAGGUGGUCAGUGAUCACGGGUUAUUAGCUGCGCAGUUGAGCUGCGUCCCACGCGAGCUGUACAGGCCGCUGCUGGAUGCCGCGUUCACUCACUGUCGCCCUCUGGCCAUCGGAGAGCUGGUGCAGCGCUGGCCCGAGCGGAUCCUCAGCAUUGGGGGACGGAGAAAAUGUGACCGCGAUCCACCAGGCCGCCUGUGUGUCCAGGCUGUGCUACAUGCCGUGGUUAGGGGCUUGAUUGAUAACAGGUGUUGUCUGCAGGUGCUGGACCUCUGCGGACUGCAGUACAAGGACGGCAGCUCGGAGGACGCGAUGGGUGGCUGGUCCCUCACUGUGGCUUUGUGCGCCAUGCUGCUACGGGCGAAAAACGUCACCACAGCCAACAGGGGGCGUGGACGAGACGACGGAGAGAAGAAAAAGAGAGGGUUGGAGACAGAGCAGGACGGUGCGGUGAAACGAGACCGAGCCGGACUGAAGAAGGGGGAGGAGGAGGCAGAGGUGCAGAAGAUGGAUUGUAGGGAUAACGCAGAAGAGGAGAAUGUGAAGGGUGUGAGGAGGAGAAUGGAGCUGCAAAGGAGAAAAACAGCUCAUCUGCAGCAGGUUCCCAGCAGAGACAACGUUCUGGUAGACGUCAAGGCCGAUCUCUUUGUGAACACCCGAUCCUGGGGGCGCGUCCGCAGGGCGCUAAGCCUCUUCGGAUCGCUGCGGCUUCACUGCCGCUUCCUGCGUGUCGAGGAGCUGCCUGCGUCCUCCAUUGCCUCGCUGCUGCACCUGCUACCCCAGGAGGAGCUCCUCGGUCUGGAUGUGCGCUACUCCAGCCUGGGUGUGUCUGGGUUAGCACUGCUGUUGCCCCAGUUAGCACCGUUUCCUCGACUCUGCUCGCUCCGGCUGCACUACUGCAACCUGGAUGUCCUGCGCAUUCAGCCCGGCCAGCAGGAGGCGCUGCAGGAUGUGUCUCGAGGGCUUGGAGAGCUGAAGAGGCUGCGCAGGCUGAGUCUCACCGCCCUGUGCCUGUCGGGACACCUGCGUCUGCUGCUCAGUUCUCUGUCAGAGCCACUGGAGGCGCUGGAGCUGCUGUACCUCAGCCUGACCGCUGGUGAUCUCACGUACCUGUCACGCAGCCCUCAUGCAUCAUCCCUCACCGAGCUGGACCUGAGUGAAAACAGGCUGGAUGAGUCAUCUCUGCACUCCCUGCGCCAUCUCUUCGCCCGGGCCAAGCACUGCCUGACGCGCCUCUCUCUGUGCGGCUGCGGACUUUCAGACAGCCCGCUCAGGGCGCUCCUGCCCGCACUGGAGCAAUGCCACGCCCUCCGCAGCCUCUGUUUGGCACUGAAUCCGCUCUCCAGGGCAGCGUUGGUGGACUUGGCGCGGGCUGCGGCAGGCAUCAACUCCUUGAGGCUCCUCCUCUACCCUAACCCGCUGGAGGAGUACGAGCCCGGCCUGCCCCCCCUGCCCUCCAGUACACAGCUCUUCGACUGGCCUCUUACCGAAGACUCGGAGGUCAAAGAGGUCACACUGAGGCAGCUGGACGAGGUUUUGAGAGCCAAAGGACGCACACUGGACCUCUUAUUGACCUCCGACCUGUUGAAGUAUAGCACUGACCUAGCAAUGGAUGAUUAGCAUUAAGUAAAAGGGAAAACAGCCAAAACAGGAAUGUAAUUUGACACAUUUUUGAUUUGUCCUGGAGUUAUGAGGUUAAUAUCACUAACAUGCACUGAGAUCCAGGCACUAAAAACACACACGCUUCAUUGUGUCCGUUUUUAUAUUACAGGCCGUGUUAGAGACUCCGGCUCAAGGCAUAAAUUGUAAAUUGGUAGCUAUAAGCUGCUACAUUAGCCUUCUAGCUCCACUGCAGUAUCAUAGCAACAAGCACGCCUUGUCUGAUUGGGUGCGUUUGAUUAAAUAUAAAUUUGAAUAAAAUUAUUCCUUUAUCGCAGCCUCUCCCAGCAGACAUGCGAAGGUUUUGGUGGUUCUCCUGCUCUGACACACCAGGGGCCGUCUCUGGUAGCCAUGUUGAUAUGAAUUAGGGGUGUCAGAGCUGAGUCAGUCUCAGUAAAGGAGGCGUGGCCUCUAUCUGUGUGUCAGUCUCAGUGAAGAAGGCGUGGCCUCUGUGUGCGUCAGUCUCAGUGAAAGAGGCGUGUUUGUGCGUGUCGAUCUCAGUGAAGGAGGCGUGGCCUCGGUGUGUGUGUCAGUCUCAGUGCAGGAGGCGUGACCUCUGAGUGUGUCAAGUCUCAGUGAAGGAGGCGUGACCUUUGUGUGUGUGCGUGCGUCAGUCUGAGUGAAGGAGGCAUGGCCUCCAUUUUGUGUGUCAGAAUCAAGGAGGUGUGGCCUGUGUGUUACUCAGUGAAGGAGGCGUGGCCUCUGUGUGUCAGUCUGAGUGAUGGAGGCGUGGCCUCUGUGUGUGUCAGCGAUCGUGAAGGCUUCAGAACAGUUUGUAAAAGUUGCAUAUGGUAAAAGGGUGAAGAUUACUCCACAUCUUCAAACCUUCUUCAAAAUUUUUUUAUUUGAUUGACUGACUGAUCUUUUCCCUGCAGCAUGAAAUAUUUUACUGAGUAUUUUCUAACUUCCCACUUCUUCAUGAUGCCACUGCCCCAUUUCUUUCCUCUCUAGUUUGGCACCAACGUCAGAAGGAUUAGGAUCAGUGAUGAUGCUACCUCACCCAUGUUCCUGCCAUGGGUGAAUUAGGACCAAAUGAAGAUCAGUGUAAAUGAGUAUUUACAGCACUCAGUUCAGUACUGUCUAAAUCUGGUUUGACCCAACAGAUCUUUAAUAUGCCAAAGGAAUUACUACACUGUGUGCGUUUGUACAAUUUCAGUACAAUCAUGGACUUUUUUUUUUUUUUUGCAUCUGUAAGUGUGGCAAAAUGACUGGAUCUUAAAUUCCCCACAGUGUACCGUUUUGUGCUGCAUUUCUGCUUUUCAAUAAACACAAACCAAAGUA
Molecule: messenger RNA, 3395 nt
Organism: Neoarius graeffei (lesser salmon catfish)
Lineage: Eukaryota; Metazoa; Chordata; Actinopteri; Siluriformes; Ariidae
Product: leucine-rich repeat-containing protein 14
Exons: 6
Coding region: 426-2075 (549 amino acids)
Cellular component (GO): cytoplasm
Molecular function (GO): protein binding
Source: RefSeq, a predicted model, not a curated record